This is a messenger RNA of Oncorhynchus nerka (sockeye salmon), 4561 nucleotides long. Its product is annotated as ataxin-1-like. NCBI's taxonomy places the organism in Eukaryota, Metazoa, Chordata, Actinopteri, Salmoniformes, Salmonidae. The record is from RefSeq and is a predicted model, not a curated record. Gene Ontology annotation, cellular component: nucleus. Gene Ontology annotation, biological process: anatomical structure development; regulation of DNA-templated transcription. Gene Ontology annotation, molecular function: protein binding; RNA binding.
GUCUGCUGGCCUCUGAAAUGGGCUCGACUAAUCAGCCCUGAUUUCAUCCAUAUUUCUUUAUCAUAUUAACUGUUCCGAAAGCUCAAGGCAGUCGAGGCAUAUCCACAAUGAUAUUUGGAGGUGAGGCGGUGGACGAGGUCAGCUGCAGGUUCUCAGAGCUGGUUCCUGUGGUGCUGACUGCCUGGCCAACGGGCUCCACUCCCCGUGCUGCACAGUAAAGAGCAUUUCACGCCCAGACAAGACCACACGGCACCGCCAUGAAGCCGGGUCACGAGCGCAAUCAGGAGUGCCUGCCUCCCAAGAAGAGGGAUCUCAACAACAGCACCAGUAGCAGUAGUGCUACUGGUGGGGCAGGAAGUGGGGUGGGGGGGGAGGAAGUGCCCUCCACUCAGAGCUCAGGGGUCGGUAGUGACACUCAGGGAGGUGGCACAGCAGAGGAGUGGCUGCAUGCUCAGCCUGGUCUACACUAUGGAGUAGAGAGUGCUGAGGGCCUCCAAGGGCUGCCUGUUGACCAGUACAGCAUGCUCUAUAGGGUGGCUCUCCCUUCUGUCUCCUACUCCCAGACCAAUCUACACCCAGUGUUAAGCCAUAUCUCUCCAGCUUACACUGUCCCCUCAUCUCUCCUACAGCAUCAUCCAGGUAUCUCCUAUCCCCCUCUAGGCUAUGCCCAGAUCCCCCACUCCUCUUUCCAGUUUGUCUCUCCAUAUGGUGCAGUCCCUUAUGCAGUCCCCCCUGGCUUUGUUCCCAGCACCCUGAUCUCCCCCUCAGUUGCCCUCUCCCAGCCCCACCUGGUCCCCUACCAGUCAGUCAUCCAGGAGGGGUUGGUCUCCCCUCCUACCCAGACCCAUGUAUCUGCCCAUGCCUUUGCCAAAGUGGGGUCGUCCGGAGGGGUCCCGCUGAUGCUGACCUCGGAACAGGCUGCCCAGCACCUGGGCCCGCUGCCCGCCGCAGAGCUCAGUCCUCGGGGAGUGCCUGUCUUUUACCACCCUCAGGGCACCAGGGCUGCGCCUGCCCCCAGGGACCCCUACAGCGGGGAGCAGGAGACGGAUAGGGAGGUGAAUGGAGGGGAGAGGGAGCAGGCAGCCAGGGAGAUGCUCCAGGACUCAGUCUACAAUGCCAGGAAUGCAAGGCUGCUGCAGGCAGCAUCUGCCUCUGUAGCACUGGAGCACUCACAGGACAGAAGCCUGAAGAGCCGCAGGCUGGACGAGAGGGCUUCGCCUGGGCAGCGCAGCACCCCAGACACUGACCUGGAGGUUCAGCAGGUUGUUGGUCGCCUAGCCUCUCCUGUCCAAGGUGUGAGUGGAGGGCGCAAAGAGGUGUCCUUUGGUCCCCUGAACCUAUCCCAGGGCUCCCAGAGAGGCAGAGAGGCUCAUGGGGAGAGUACUGGCCGGACAGCAUACGCGAUCCACCCUGUGGUGUAUGGAGACCCCAGGGUGACGGCCCAUCAACAGCAGGCAGGGCAGCCAGGCCACGCGGUCAUCUUGGCCAAUGGACAGACAGUCCUGGUCCCCUUAGACUAUCAUCAACAGCCACCCCAGCACUAUCCCAGCCGGACCAAUGACGACACCUCUGCUGUCACCAUGGCCUCCCCCACCACCUACUCUAAAGCCUCUGAGUCUCCAGCCAGAGUGUGCCUCCUAGACAGGGCUGUGGUGGAACUGGCCGCCGUGGAGCAGCAGCCUAUUUCUGUUCCAGUCGCGGCAGCCCUCACACAGGCCCUGGCCCCGACGCCCAACCCUGCCCCCUCCAAUCCCUCCCAUUUCAUGAAGGGGGCCAUCAUCCAGCUGGCCACGGGGGAGCUGAAGCGUGUAGAGGACCUGCAGACUCAGGAUUUUGUGCGGAGUGCUGAGGUGAGCGGGGGGCUGAAGAUCGACUCCAGCAUGGUGGUGGACAUCAGGACCAGCCAGCAGAGACCCGGCCUGGUGGCGCUGCACUUCACAGUGGGCGAGCAGCAGAGCAAGGUGACCAUCGACGUGCCCCCGGAACACCCCUUCUUUGUGUUUGGCCAGGGCUGGUCCUCCUGCAGCCCAGAGCGCACGGCCCAGCUCUAUGGCCUGGCCUGCCACCACCUGCAGGUAGGAGAUGUGUGUGUGUCCAUCACUCUGCAGCAGCCGCCCCAGCAACAGAAACAGCCCCUGCAGCAGCAGCAGCAACAACAACAGCAGCAGCAGACCCAAGCCAGGACUUCCACCAAAGCCAACUCCACAUCAGGGUCCAUCGGCCAGUCCAUGGGGCCCCCUGCCCCCCAGCAGCCCAGGCCACAGCCUCACUUCAGGAUGGAACGCGUCCACAGGGAGAGGGAGAGGGGGGAUAAAGAGGAGCCCAUGCAACUAGGGGGUGUUGUGCAGAGUGAGAUGCCCACCAGACCAAAUAGGACUUCAACAGAGCAAACUAGGAGCCAGAGCAGUUACUAUUUGCCCACGGAGGGUUCUGCUCAUCCAGGGGCGGGGUUGGGAGUGGUGUCGACAGUGUCGAGCGCGUCUCAGAGGCGCUGGUCCGCCCCCGGCCUUCAGAGGUACAUGAAGGUAGAGGAAGGGGCGCGCCCUCAGCUGGGCCCCUCCGGCUCCUCUCGACCCUCCUUCAUCCCACAGGAGGUCAAACUGUCCAUCGAGGGGCGCUCUAAUGCUGGGAAGUAGCACCAACCAUGGCAGUCCACACCACAGAAGAGACUGUCAGAGGAGUGAAAGCAGCAGAGAGGGGGAAACGGGAAAAAGAGUGGGAAUGUAGCCUCUGAAUGUUUGAUAUUUUGCACACCUAAUAAUAUUACAAGUUCUUUGUUUUCAGGGGAACUACCUGGUCUGGUGGCUGGUCAGGUCCGCUCUAUUUGCCUGUUAGUCAGUCAGGACAGCUCCUGGUCCAGUGAUCAGGAGAUUGGGUCUCUGCUCUCCCAAGCUGACAAGGAGUGGAUGCAGCAGCAGGGAGUGUAUGUAGCUGGUGAAUCACCUACCAAAGUCUUCAGACUGCAUCUUCCUUCCGCCCAACCAACCUCUCAGAACCAUCCUUAUCAGAGGUGAACCAACCUCUCAGAACCAUCCUUAUCAGAGGUGAACCAACCUCUCAGAACCAUCCUUAUCAGAGGUGAACCAACCCUCAGAACCAUCCUUAUCAGAGGUGAACCAACCCCUCAGAACCAUCCUUAUCAGAGGUGAACCAACCCUCAGAACCAUCCUUAUCAGAGGUGAACCAACCCUCAGAACCAUCCUUAUCGGAAGUGAACCAACCCUCAGAACCAUCCUUAUCAGAGGUGAUCGCAUUCACUGGACUUUCUCUCUUCUUUGACCAAACCAUCUCUGGAAACCCAAGACUGGGGAGAAUAUAUAGCUCAUGUCUGGUAGACAUGACACAGUGACAAGAACAUAGCUAUCCUAUUAUGCUCUGUCUCCCCCCACAUUUCUAUUUUGGUCUGUUACCUUCAAAAGCGUUCUCCCAAAAAGAAAAAAAGACUAAAGGUGCACUUGCGGUGCUGAAUUGCUGGCAUCGGCACAUAGAUGCUUUUCCCUCUAAUGAUGUUGGUUCUCUUGAUGCAGACUCUUGAUGUGUGUCAUCGUAACUUAGUGUGCUUCUCUAGUAGGAGCAGAGGACUUCUACUAAGGCACAGACACUCUCCCUCAUCUCCCUGCCUCUCCUCGUAGGGCCCAGUCUGCUGAGAUAGGAUCUGAGAGGAGGGCAGGCAGCCUUAGAGGUCUUUCAAUCGGCUCCUUCAAUCAACCAAUCAGAACCUAGGAAACCGCUCACUCCUUUCGUAACGCACCAACCACGCUUCCCAGUUUUUCAUUUUACACCCCAACCCCACUUUGUGCCACGGUUACAUGUCAGUUUUCCCUUCGAAAGAAACCAAAAGAGAUCAUGCAUUCCAGUAUCAUAGUGAUUAUCAGUGACCACAAGACAAAACAACACUCAUCUUCCCGAAUGCAGCCCUUCCUGCCUGCUAUACCUCUCAGCAUUCCUCUGCCUGACUGGUGACUGUUUAAUGUCACUGUAUUUGUAGGUACCACUACUGGAGGCACGGGCUGCUCCACUAAUGUCGCCUGUGGGAAUGAAGCCUGCAUGGAGCAGUACUGGCUGCAGCCCGUCGUGGACGGUGAGGGCCAAAGAGUGGGACCCUGCCCCCAUAGAGCCAUGUUGGCCCCCAUAGAAUCUCUUUUCAGUUCAGCUGGGCCUAUGAGGGGGAGCCCUGUGUGUGUUGGAGGGGAUGGAGUUGGCCCUGCUUCAUGCCUUUUUCACACUAUUGUCUCAACACAAACUGGGGGGAUCUUUUGGCUUGCUUUCCAGUAUAUAUAAUUGGUUUAAGGUUAUCCUGCCAUUUCCCAGUCUGGUUUAGGUUGUUCAUGGCUAGCUAGCUAUGUGCCUCUGCUCGUUUAAAAGCAGGAUGGCACUAGAUAUGUUAUCUGGCCAGGUCAGCUUACACGACUGUGUGAAAUGGGUAUAUGAGUCUAGUCAAUCCUUGCUCAGUUACCAAAAUCAAAGCAAUAGUGUCUUUUCUGUUUAUUUGGGGUUUUCUGUGUAUUUUGUUAUUGUUUUUAUAUUAAAAUCUUGCGUAUCAGACUAAUACUAUAUUUAA